AUGUCGGCCCCCUUCCUCUUGUCGCGCCCGACGCUUUCCGCGAUAACCACGCGGACGCGCGAUCUGCUCAAACUCUCCAAGUACCGUCUCUCCGGGUUGGUCGCGCUCACGGCGGGCACGGGCUACGCGCUUCGCGACGACCAUCCGUCGCUGCGCCCGCGCCCGAUCCUGGCCGUCACGGUCGGCACAUGGCUCACGGCCGCCUCCGCGAACACGCUCAACCAGCUGUAUGAGAUCAGCUCCGACGCGCUUAUGGCCCGUACGCGCCUGCGUCCGCUUCCGGCCGCCCGCAUCCGGCCGCCAGCCGCGGCCUUGUUCGCCGCUGUCACGGGCGCCGCCGGCCUUGCGCUUCUCGCCGUGGAGACGAACGGUACGGCCGCCGCCAUCGCCGCCGCAAACAUCGCCUUGUACGCCGCCGUGUACACCCCGCUGAAGCCGGUUUCCACCAUCAAUACAUGGGUCGGAGCCGUCGUGGGCGCUCUCCCGCCCAUGCUGGGCUGGGCUGCGGCCAGCGACGGCUGCUUGACCGGUGAGCGAGAGCGCGGCGCGUGGGCCCUGGGCGCCUUAUUGUUUCUGUGGCAGAUUCCUCAUUUUCACGCCCUGGCCGUCGUGUCGCGCGCCGAUUACGCACGCGGGGGACUCAAAAUGCUUGCAGUCACGGAUCCGGUGCGCAACGCCACGUGGGCGAAGAUCACAGCGGCCGCCAUGAUGCCGUUGGGUAUCGCGUUUGCGGCGACCGGCGUUACUAGCGAGGCCUUCACGUGGGAGGCUGCGGCGCUCGGCUUUUGGAUGUACAGGGGGUCCGUCAAAAUGGCCGCCAACCCUACUGCUGUUGCGGCGGCAAGACCGCUGUUCAGGGCCAGUAUUUUUCACCUCCCGCUAACGCUGGCUUUGAUGCUGGCGCAUCACGUGCCGUAUGAUGAGAAUCGACAGCAGCUGCAGAUGCAACGCGAGUUGCAAUUGCAGCGGGAGCUGGAGCGGGCAAGGGCGAUGGCGGUGAGAGGAGAAGUUAGGCUUCAUCACCCCUGGGAGAUUAUGGCCCCGUUCCCGUUCUUGCCGGUGCCCAUGGGCGCUCCGGCUGUCGUCCUUGAGACUGACGACCGGUAGCACGCGUCGCAUCGGUGUGAGCUUUUAGUUUUAGCGUUCAGUAUUUAUCUCCUUAAACGAGUCAAGUAGGCCAGAGAAUGUGACAAAGACGUCUUUAAAUUUUC
Molecule: messenger RNA, 1211 nt
Organism: Chondrus crispus (carragheen)
Lineage: Eukaryota; Rhodophyta; Florideophyceae; Gigartinales; Gigartinaceae
Exons: 2
Coding region: 1-1107 (368 amino acids)
Biological process (GO): heme biosynthetic process
Cellular component (GO): mitochondrion; membrane
Molecular function (GO): protoheme IX farnesyltransferase activity
Source: RefSeq, a predicted model, not a curated record